Messenger RNA from Anolis sagrei ordinatus, 4670 nucleotides. RefSeq names its product WASH complex subunit 1 (gene WASHC1). Gene Ontology annotation, molecular function: actin binding; gamma-tubulin binding; alpha-tubulin binding. The record is from RefSeq and is a predicted model, not a curated record. Gene Ontology annotation, cellular component: WASH complex; recycling endosome; early endosome. Gene Ontology annotation, biological process: endocytic recycling; retrograde transport, endosome to Golgi; exocytosis. Lineage: Eukaryota; Metazoa; Chordata; Lepidosauria; Squamata; Anolidae.
UUGCGGGCGGAAAGGCAGCCGAGGUGUGGGCGGAAGUGCCGUUUUCUGGAGAGCGCCGUCGCCUUGGUUGCAAGGGGGAUUCGAGGUGCCGCCUCAUUCCAGGGCAAAUGGCUACUGUAAGCCAGAAAUAUUUCCUGGAAGGACAGACAUACUCCGUUCCCCUCAUCCAACCUGGCCUUCGGAGGGAAGAAGCUAUUCAUCAAAUAGCAGAUGCACUUCAGUACCUGCAGCAAGUCUCAGAUGAUGUCUUCAACAGGAUUUCCCAACAAGUGGAGACCAGGCAGAAACAGCUACGGGCAAUCAAUGACAGAGUCAGUCUUACUCAAGCCAAAAUUGAGAAGAUCAAAGGCAGCAAGAAAGCAAUCAAGGUAUUUUCCAGUUCAAAAUACCCUGCUCCUGAUCGGCUGCAAGAAUACUCCUCCAUUUUUGCUGGUGCCAGGGGUCCAGAUGCCCAGAAACGGCAAAGGCGCAAGAUUCUGAGCAAGCAUCGAACGUUGGAUGAGAAAUCCUUGCAGGAGAAGCCAGAAUAUUUUCCCGUCUGUGUCACUACAAAAGUCCAUCAGGAAGAUGAUGCCGAGGAGGGCCUUGGCAGCCUCCCAAGGAAUAUUAGCUCUCUUAGUUCCCUUCUGCUCUUCAACACCACAGAGAACCUAUAUAAGAAGUAUGUAUUCCUCGAUCCUCUGGCUGGAGCCGUAACAAAGACCCAUGUGGGUCUUACAACCGAAACAGAGAAGCUCUUCGAUGCCCCACUUUCUAUCACAAAGAGAGGGCAGCUGGAUCAACAGAUGGCGGAAAAUUACUUUUAUGUGCCAGAUCUAGGGCAGGUGCCCGAGAUCGAUGUGCCAUCCUAUCUGCCUGACCUGCCUGGUAUCGCUGCAGAUCUCAUGUACAGUGCAGACCUGGGUCCUGGCAUUGCACCCUCUGCUCCUGGCACUGCGAUUCCAGAUUUGCCCACUUUCAACACUGAACCUACUGAAAGUUUCCGUCAAGAUCUUCAUGAGGGGGCACCUCCACCACCUCCUCCCCCGCCGCCUCCACCACCGCCACCACCUGAAAUGCCAGUUGGUGUCCCACCACCCCCGCCUCCUCCUCCCUUGGCCUUACCCCUGGCUGAGUCUCAAGAGACCGAAGAGAUGAGCGGUGCAGGGCCAUCAGCUGCCCUUCAAGGAGCACCAAAAGAAGUUGUGAAUCCAUCAAACGGCCGGGCCACUCUGCUUGAAUCCAUCAGGCAGGCUGGUGGCAUUGGGAAGGCCAAGCUCCGUAGUGUCAAGGAGCGGAAGAUGGAAAAGAAAAAGCAAAAGGAAAAAGAACAAGUCGGCACUACAGGGCAAGGUGGGGACCUGAUGUCAGACCUCUUCAACAAAUUGGUCCUCCGACGCAAAGGCAUCUCUGGCAAAGGGCCUGCAGCUGGAGGGGACAGCAAUGCUCCCAACUUGCCCGCUGGUGCCUUUGGUCGCAUAUCGGACACUAUCCCGCCUCUGCCUCCCCCGCAGCAGCCAGCUGGCGAAGACAAUGAAGAUGACUGGGAGUCCUAGACGGCUGCCUUCCUUUGGCAGAGAACGGCUUCGGCGUUGCCAACACAUGGCAGCCACUAGACUGAAAAAGAGGCACUCAGAAAGAGGGAGCCCUUGUGUAACACAGAGACCCUCUCGUGCAGUCUCUUUCCCUCCCAUUCUGGCUUGUUUCCCACUCCUGCAAUGUAUACUCAUCAGUGGACAUUAUUACUAUUCAAUUUGCCUCCUCUGCUGCCCACCAGCCUUCCAGUGUGAAUUAUCUCCUCCUUGUAUAUACUGCCAAAUCUGCUGCUGGGCAGCUGGUGCUCACUGGCGAUCAAAGGCAAUUCUCUUCUUGAGUGAAAAGCCCCUGGUCAAGUAUGAUGUGACACUCACAAUUCAUGGAGGCAGUCUUUGCCUCCUGCAGUAGAACCCAUCCUGGGGUAGUUUUGCUAGGAUAGAGAAUUGGUAGGGAGAGACCUGGGUUUCAGGUGCAGACAGAUAAGUACAAUUGAGAGAGACAUUUAUAUCACUCAACUCAGUUCUUAUUUCCUUUCCAUGUAGAACUAGCUCAGCAAGUAAAACUGCUUGCUUCGCACAUGUGAGUAGCUGACUGAUUAAAAGUACCUCUUAAUAAAUGUCAAUAACCUGUUUUCUGUUGUGUACGUCAAAUUGUUCUAAGAUGGAAAACAGGGCCUAUAGCUCAGGCUACUUUCUCAGGAGCCACCUACUUCAGCCAGCUUUAGCUCUUCAAGGGAAAGCAGGAGUUGACUGAAGGUGGUGUCUGCAAAGUCAGGAAAAGUGCUAUAUCACAUUCAAGCCUUUUCUAGAUUCUCUCCUUUUUAAAACACCACAUCGUUACUAGCCACCUCAGUUUAGCAAGAAACCUUUUGGUCCCUUUAGUUCAAUAUUAUAGUAACCUAUUAAAAUCUAAGUACAUCCUUGCACACUGCAAGGCCUUGGGCUAGUUAUGCACUCUCAGUCUCAGAGGAUGGUAAGGGCAAACUUCUUUUGAACAGAUUCUGCCAAGAAAACCUCACAAUAGGGUCACCAUAUAUUAGAAAUGACUGGAAGGCACACAGCAAUUAAGAUCCAUUUGUAUACGUCUUAAACAAUAAUGAGUAAGGGGAUAUUAUAUUAAUAACAGCUAACAUCCUUUUGGUGCAUUAUGUCAACCAUUGUACUUUCUCCAGGAACAAAUACAAGAGGCAAGAGAAGGCCAACUGUGGCUGAUCAUCUUAGGGCUGAUGGAUUUAAGUUAGGCAGCCCCUAUAAUGAAUGCAAAUGGAUCAAUGGUAAGCACACAUGGCUAACAAUUGCAAUGCAUAAAAGUAAAGCAAGAGCCAAUGCUCAUUUGACAUGCUACUCGGUGCACCUCAAUGCAAUACACAUAUGCAAAAAUUCCAGAUUUGCUAUUGUCAAUUGGCAGUGACAACCGUCCUUGUCCAAAAAAAUUUAUGCUGCAUGCAUAGUACAAAUUAAACCUACGUACCGUAUAUACUUGAGUAUAAGCUGACCCAAAUAUAAGCUGAGGUACCUAAUUUUACCACAAAAAACUGAGAAAACAUAUUGACUCCAGCAUAAGCCAAGAGUGGGAAAUGCAGCAGUUAUUGGUAAAGUUAAAAAAUAAAAUAGAUGCCAAUAAAAUUACAUUAAUUGAGGUGUCAGUAGGUAAAGCCUUUUUAAAUAUUUACAUAAAACUGUAAUUUAAGAUAACCAUUAUUCUAACCUUCUUCAAUGUAAUGUGCUUACAUAUCCUUCCAAUAAUAAUAGAGUAAAAUAAUAAAUGUAAUAAUAAUAAUAGUGAAAUAAUGAAAAUGUAAUAAUAACAGUAAUAAGAGCAAAAUAAUGUAAUAAUAAAUAUAUUGAGUAAAAUAAUGGAAAUGUUAUAAUAGAGUAAAAUAAUGAAAAUGUAAUCAUAACAGUUAAUAGAGUAAAAUAAUGGAAAUGUAACAAUGAGAGUAACAUAAAUUUAAUAACAACAGUAAAAUAAAUAACUUUGACUAAAGUAAAGCUGGGGGGGGGGGUUCAGCCUAAAAAAGGGCUGAAAAACUCGGCUUACACUCGAGUAUAUACAGUAUGUCACUAAUAGGAUACCAGUUUAAAUCUGCCUGCUCAAAGAAGCUUGGCUCUCAAAUGCCUGAUUUCCUUCACAGCUGUUAGGAAAGUUUUUUUCUCAGAUUUUUUUCCUCUUGCCUUCAUUGGCAUGGGGCACAAACAGGACUCUAGCUUGAGUGGAGGAAAACAUUAAUAAUUCAAUAAUAUUUAAUUAUUGAAUGAAAAAUUAAUUUUAGUUACUAAUAUUUAAUCUGGCCUCCACACAGAUAACCACAUUUUAGAGCAUUUGAUUUGCAAAGUUUUUUUUAAAAACCCACAUAAAAUGUUGCAUGCAAGCCUCUGGCCAUUUUGAAAAGUGGCACCUCAAGCCCUUGGCAGUUACCCAGGCAUGUUCUUUGCCAGUACAGUAACCCACCUGGGUUUUCAUUUAUCUCACCUGCCCCAUGAGACAUGGUUGUCAUAUAAAGGAAGACUCUAUUUCUCAAUGACCUGUUCUACAAAUGUGGAAGAUGUUUUUUUGCUUGAGGCUUUAGCUGUAAGGAUCCCUAGCUGCUUCAUUAUAUUAAGGCAGCAUACACUUGAUCUGCAAACCCAGAAUGUCAAAUGCAGUUUUGGGUACAUCUCAGGAAACUUGUCUGGGCUAAGAAUCUUGGUCAUGUGCAUAGAGCUCUCAAAAAUGUGUAUUCAAGUCAUACAUGUAUAUCGUUCCAAUCACUCCUGGAAGAUAUUGUACACAAUAUGUGGCAUCUUUGCUUGUGUACACAUUGUUGCAUAAAAUUGUGGCCGUUUAAACUUUUUGGAGGCUGGAAGAAUCAAAAGAAUGCCUCAUAGGUCUUGCUCCUUGACCUCCAUCCUGGCAGGAAGCUUGUCUGGUUAAAAUACAGCUACAGACCUGACUUGUUCUUCUGCCAAGAGGAGCUUUUGCUUAAAGUUCAGAGAAACAAGCUGAAGCUAAGCAUCCCUUUGGUCAAGGACUUCAUUACACUUCUUAAUAGCCAGUAGAGGUGGGCACAGUAUUUGUUUCAUUCGGAUAUUCAUUUUGUACCAUCCAUUCGGGUGGCAUGAAACAAAAGAGCCAUUUCAGAUUAAACAAAAGGUGGAACAAAAGAGAAAAUUGCA